UCGCUUGCGACGUCGCUGCCAGCAAGAUCCCGAGCAAGAUCCUGAGCACAGAGAAGUCGACCGUCCAAGUGCCGAAAUGGGAUAUAUAUAUCCUUUGUCACCAGUCCCAGCCGCAGUUAUGGUCUGUACGGCAAGAACCUCCUCUUCCACCUCUCUCAGUCACAGGAGAUCAGUAUCGUCGUUACUAGUAUUCAUUUCAAAUCGCCAUCGAUUUCAGUCCUUUGGGAGCCAUGAUUUUCUCGUCUGCAACGCCUGAAGAUACAUCAAAUGUCCAUGAAAGAGACGAUGGAGACGGCGGAGACGGCGAAAAUCAAACCCUUACUACGCAGCCGGAAGAAGAGCAUGUCUAUCCCCAAGGCCUAGCAUUGGUUUUGAUCAUUGCAUCGGUUUUGUUGUCAGUCUUCUUUGUUGCUCUGGACCGAACGGUUUUAUCGGUUGCUAUACCUAAAAUCACCGACCGGUUCCAUUCGCUCGACGAUGUCGGCUGGUAUGGAAGUUCUUACUUACUUACCAACUGUUCAAGCCAGUUGCUCUUCGGACGAAUCUACAAGUUCUACAAUACCAAAUGGGUCGUUGUCAACUGUAUUGUGAUCUUUGAGCUCGGCUCUGCCCUCUGCGGCGCGGCUCCCAGUUCUGUGUGCUUCAUCAUCGGACGCGCUAUAGCUGGUCUGGGCUCUGCAGGGAUAUUUGCAGGAGGUAUGAUGACCAUAUACUACGCCGUACCUCUCGGCAAACGACCCGUAUACACUGGGCUAUUCGGAGCCACCUUUGGCGUCGCAUCCGUGAUUGGUCCUUUAAUAGGUGGUGUGCUUACCGAUAAGUUGACUUGGAGAUGGUGCUUCUUCCUGAACCUCCCUAUCGGCGGCGCCGCUCUCGCUAUCAUUGUACUCAUCCUCAAGCUUCCUGACCCCACGGGCGAAAAGCUGCCACUACGCCAACAGCUGGUCCAACUCGAUCCCCUUGGUACCGCCGUAUUCUUACCCAGCAUGGUCUGCCUGAUUCUGGCUCUGCAAUGGGGCGGUACCACUUACGCAUGGUCAUCAUGGCGCAUGAUACUUCUUCUCACGCUAUUCUCUGUCCUCAUCGUCAUCUUCGCAGCAACACAGGCCCUAAAGGGCGAUUCCGGAACCCUUCCACCACGCAUUCUGUUCCAGCGUAGCAUUGCCGGAGGAGCAUACUUCACAUUCUGCGUAUCCGCCGGAUGGUUAUUGAUCAUUCAAUACUUACCGAUCUGGUUCCAAGCCAUCAAAGGAACAUCUGCGCUCGACGCCGGAAUCCAUUUCAUCCCAACGGUCCUGGCCCUCGUACUAGCAGGCAUUCUGGGCGGGAAAUCCACCCAAGCAAUCGGAUACUAUGUUCCAGUCAUGUUUCUCGGCCCCGCUCUCGCCAGUGUUGGAAGUGGUAUGCUUUCCACCCUGAAGCAAAACUCAGGACAUGCUAUGUGGAUCGGUUACCAAGUGAUUGUUGGCUUGGGACUUGGAAUCGGGAUGCAAGUCUCCGGCUUAGCCGCUCAAGCGGUCUUACCCCAAGAGGAUGUUUCGAUCGGCACGGCCAUCAUGAUGUUCUCUCAGCAACUUGGAGGCGCGAUUUUCGUGUCCGUUGGCCAGAACGUCUUUUUCAACGAUUUGAUCUCCACCCUCUCAGAUAUCCCGGGCCUGGACACAGCGAUUAUCCUCAAUACCGGCGCCACUGAUCUCCAAAAGACGAUUCCCGCUCGGUAUUUGACCCAGGUUUUGGCCAAGUAUAACCAUGCCUUGACCAGAACUUUUAUUAUCUCCACCGGGAUGCUGGCGGCGAGUAUUCUUGGAUCUUGCUUCAUGGAAUGGAAGAAUAUCAAGACAAGUAAGAAGCCAACCGGUGGUCCUGCUGCUAGGGAGACGGUGGACCUGAAGAAGAAGAAGGGAGAGACAGGUGACAAGGAGAAAGCAGUCCAGGAAAGCAAAGCCGAGACUCAUGUUGUUUGAGUACGCACUCACCUCAACUACCGUAAGGAAGUGGAAAGGGAGAGUUGUGAAAUCUUGUUACACUGGGCAUCUAUCAACGCAUCCUGCCAUUGCCCAUUCAUUUUCGUUCUCUGGUGGAGAAUUACCAUUUAAUAAAGA
Messenger RNA from Exophiala xenobiotica, 2102 nucleotides. RefSeq lists its product as uncharacterized. Gene Ontology annotation, molecular function: transmembrane transporter activity. The coding region runs from base 231 to 1964 and encodes 577 amino acids. The transcript has 3 exons. The record is from RefSeq and is a predicted model, not a curated record. Lineage: Eukaryota; Fungi; Ascomycota; Eurotiomycetes; Chaetothyriales; Herpotrichiellaceae. Gene Ontology annotation, biological process: transmembrane transport.